GGUUCUCGUAUAAAGUAGACGAUUUCCGCGGUCUCUAUAUGGGCAUUUACGUAAUUUCACUUGCCUCUCUCAGUUCCCCUUUAUAAAGGGAAAGUUUCAUUUACGGUUGAUAUCAGUUUUUUGGCAGAUUAGCGAUUUUGGUAAGAAAAAAAGUGUAGAGUAUGAGUAAUUCGACGAGCAGUGGUCUGAUUCGGACAAAAUCGGAGCAGUUGGUAGAAGCAAUGUCAGCGGCGAUGAAGUCUCCCACGGAGGCGGCGGCCGCCGGCGUUGAGAGCAUCGUCAACUUGUCGAGGAACUCGAGCCGCCGGCUUCUGUCGGCGGCGGCUUCGCCGGGGAGGAGCGGCGCCAGGAGCAAUACUCAUAUUCGGAAAUCGAGGAGCGCGCAGAUGAAAUUCGAUCUGGAUGACGUAAGCAGCGGCGCGGCUCUGAGCCGAGCCUCCAGCGCCAGCUUAGGCUUCUCGUUCCCCUUCACCGGCUUCACCCUCCCGCCGGACGACGUAGCCGACUCCAAGCCGUUCAGCGACGAUGACGACAACAACGAAGACCUCGAAGGAGGAGGAGUCAGAGAAAAGAAGAAACUCCAAACAGAACCAACUCUCCCAAUCUACCUCAAGUUCACAGAUGUAACAUACAAGGUUGUCCUAAAAGGCAUGACAUCCACCGUCGAAAAAGACAUAUUAAAGGGCAUCUCCGGCUGCGUCGACCCCAGCGAGGUUUUAGCGCUAAUGGGGCCAUCCGGCAGCGGCAAGACAACUCUCUUAAGCCUACUCGGAGGGCGCGCAAAAGAGCCUCCUCACGGUGGCUCCAUAACGUACAACGAUCAACGCUAUUCCAAGUCGCUAAAAUGCCGGAUAGGAUUCGUGACUCAAGACGAUGUUCUCUUCCCUCACCUCACCGUGAGGGAAACGUUGACAUACGCCGCUCGAUUGCGCCUUCCGAAGACGUUGACCAAAGUCGAGAAGGAACAACGAGCUAAGGACAUUAUAUACGAGCUCGGCCUCGAGAGGUGCCAAGACACGAUGAUCGGUGGAUCGUUUGUAAGGGGAGUUUCAGGCGGGGAGAGGAAGCGUGUGUGUAUCGGUAACGAGAUUAUCGUAAAUCCUUCCCUAUUGUUCCUCGACGAGCCAACUUCCGGCCUCGACUCCACCACGGCCUUAAGGAUCGUAGAAACAUUGCACAACAUAGCCGAGGCGGGGAAAACGGUGAUAACGACGAUUCACCAGCCGUCGAGUCGACUAUUCCUCAAGUUCAACAAGCUCAUUCUUCUCGGAAAAGGGAGUUUGCUUUACUUCGGAAAAGCAUCGGAAGCGAUGGGUUAUUUCUCGUCGAUCGGAUGCUCGCCGCUCAUCGCCAUGAACCCUGCGGAAUUCAUGCUCGACUUAGCAAACGGAAAUGUAAUCGACAUCUCCGUCCCGUCCGAAUGGAUGGAUCGAGUCCAAACCGGGAACCCCGAAGCUCGAACCAAGGAUGGAAAACCGGCUCCGGCGGUGGUGCACGAGUAUUUGGUCGAGGCAUAUGAGACGAAGGUCGCCGAGGCGGAGAAGAAGAAAUUAAUGGCGCCAAUCCCCAUCGACGACGAGCUUAAAGUGCGUAGCAAGACGAGAGAAUGGGGAGCCAGUUGGGGGAACCAAUAUUCGAUACUAUUUUGUCGAGGCCUCAAGGAGCGUCGACACGACUAUUUUAGUUGGUUGAGGAUCACGCAAGUCGUCGCGACCGCGACAGUUUUGGGGAUGCUUUGGUGGCAAUCCGGUAGCGACGAUCCAAGCAAACUUCAAGACCAGGCCGGGUUGUUGUUCUUCAUAUCGGUGUUUUGGGGAUUCUUCCCGGUGUUCACGGCGAUCUUCACAUUUCCUCAAGAGCGUGCGAUGCUUAAUAAGGAGCGCGCGGCCGAUAUGUACAGAUUAAGUGCUUAUUUCAUGGCUCGAACGACGAGUGAUCUCCCGCUCGACCUCAUCUUGCCGGUGAUAUUUCUUCUCGUCGUCUACUUCAUGGCGGGGCUAAGGAUGGAUACCGCGGCAUUUUUCCUUACAAUAUCGAUUGUUUUUCUUUGCAUUAUUGCUGCUCAGGGAUUGGGGCUCGUCAUUGGGGCGACGCUCAUGGAUUUGAAGAAGGCGACGACUCUUGCUUCGGUUACGGUUAUGACAUUUAUGCUCGCCGGCGGAUACUUCGUGAAGGAUGUGCCGGUGUUCAUCUCGUGGCUUCGGUACCUCUCGUACAACUACCACACGUACAAGCUUCUCUUGAAGGUGCAGUACGGGCACUUAAGCCACACGAUACACGGUGUGAGGGUCGGGGACGGGUACAAAGAAGCCGGCGUGCUCGGGGCUAUGGUUGUCGGGUAUAGGCUCGUCGCGUACCUAUCGUUGCGCCGGAUGAAGUUGCACCCGGGGGCUUAAGGGGGAGCUCCAAAAGCUUAAGGCUAUGCCAACAAUGGAGUUUGAGACUUAUCAAAUUUGUUUUGUUUUUGUUUUUGAUUUUUUUUUCCCCUCUAAAGUGAGGUUGUUUUAGAGUGUCACAUUUUUGCAUGAUAAAUGAAAAUCAUGUUAUCAUAUAUAGGGUAAUAUUGCAUCAUAUACUUUCGUAUUUUAUAUAAAAUAUUAUGUAUUUUAUUUAUUGCAUAAUGUACCAAUUUUAUCGCUGUAAAAUAUAAUUUACCCUUUUAUUAUA
Messenger RNA from Andrographis paniculata, 2667 nucleotides. Its product is annotated as ABC transporter G family member 22-like. The coding region runs from base 162 to 2396 and encodes 744 amino acids. The transcript has 11 exons. Gene Ontology annotation, cellular component: membrane. Lineage: Eukaryota; Viridiplantae; Streptophyta; Magnoliopsida; Lamiales; Acanthaceae. Gene Ontology annotation, molecular function: ABC-type transporter activity; ATP binding; ATP hydrolysis activity. The record is from RefSeq and is a predicted model, not a curated record.